Molecule: messenger RNA, 1196 nt
Organism: Oncorhynchus tshawytscha (Chinook salmon)
Lineage: Eukaryota; Metazoa; Chordata; Actinopteri; Salmoniformes; Salmonidae
Gene: mrps26
Product: mitochondrial ribosomal protein S26
Exons: 4
Coding region: 155-775 (206 amino acids)
Cellular component (GO): mitochondrial small ribosomal subunit
Source: RefSeq, a predicted model, not a curated record
CCUUGGGAAUUCUUCCGGGAUUUCUUUUAUCAACAUGGCUGCUUCGUAAAGCAACUUGUAUGUUUCCGUUAACUACAUGCACGCAUUUUAUUGAUAGUUGUAGGUAAAUAUUUGCACUUAAACUAUUAGAGUAAGCAGUCGAUUGUCAGUCAGUAUGUUUCAAGUUAUUACCAGAAGUACCCCGGUAAUCCGGCUUCUCGCCCCCCGUGGAGCCGUGCUUGUGGAGGCUGUCCGGGGUAGGAAGACCCGCACCGAUCCGAAGGCCAAAUCCAAAGAGGGGCGCAUCAAAACGCCACCUCCCGUCGACCCGGUGGAGAUGGUGGUCCUCAGGGAGAGAUUCACAGAAUAUGACCUGAUCAUGAGAGCGCUGAGGCUGGAGUUCAAGGAGGAGAUGCUGAGGAAGAGGUAUGAAGAGGAGGUGGGCUCCCUGGCGGAGGAGAGGGCGAAGCAGGAGGCGGAGGAGCACCGCUCCCUCAUGACCUGGAACCAGGAGGAGAAUCUCCGCAUGCUCAAGAUCAGGGAACUGAGAGUUCAGAAAGAGGUGGAAGCUGCUGAGGUCAAGAAGACAGAGGCAGCCAUUCUGCGAGAGCAGGCCAUGGAAAGCUUUGUUAAAGAGAAGGGAGAGGAGAUAAUGCGGAUUCAGGAGGAGGCCAAGAGCUUCAUCAACCUGGAGAACCUGGACCAGCGUAUUGAGGAAGCCCUGGACAACCCUAAGAACUAUAACUUUGCCAUCGACAAAGAUGGCCGCGUGGUGAAGAGGACUGUGCUGCAGUGAGAGAGACUGAGGAUGACUGGAAGUGUAGAGUGAAGUUGCCCCUAGACUCUGAUCUGGAUUCAGUUUAUCCUUUUCCCCACUAUGGUUCAGGUUAGGAUUGUGGGAAUGGAAGCUGAUUCUGGAUCUAUACCUAAGGGAAACUUCACCUCAGAGCCUUGGCUUGAGGCCUCAGAGGAGACUGGCAAGAUAGUGAGCUCGUUUGACAUUGUAUGCGGGUCACGACUGACUGAUCUACAAAUCACCUUGCAUCAUAAAUAACUACUCAUUAUUAUUUGUAGAUCAGUCAGUCCGUCACAAUGCUCUGGAACACGGGCAGUGUGGCCUUUUCUCAUUCCUCCACCCUCUCUCCUCUGUGACCCGGAAACCAUUAAGAAAGUCAAUCUAUAUAAAAAAAUAUUUAAAAAAUAAAAAGAGUUCUUAA